This is a messenger RNA of Cololabis saira (Pacific saury), 3764 nucleotides long. RefSeq names its product zinc finger protein 239-like. The record is from RefSeq and is a predicted model, not a curated record. Gene Ontology annotation, biological process: regulation of transcription by RNA polymerase II. The transcript has 2 exons. Bases 62 to 883 code for a protein of 273 amino acids. Lineage: Eukaryota; Metazoa; Chordata; Actinopteri; Beloniformes; Belonidae. Gene Ontology annotation, molecular function: DNA-binding transcription factor activity, RNA polymerase II-specific; RNA polymerase II cis-regulatory region sequence-specific DNA binding. Gene Ontology annotation, cellular component: PcG protein complex; transcription regulator complex.
UAGGUAAACUGAGCAUGCGCAGCUCGCAGGGCGCUGCUAAACGUCGUGGACCAGAACCAGGAUGGAGCAGCAGAAACUGGACCCCCAGGACCAGGCGGAGCAGAACCAGGACCAGGACCAGAGAACCGGAGCAGCAUCGUCCUCUAACGCUGAUCUGCAGAAAUACGAACGCAAACAGCGACCCAAACGUCACAGCUGUCAACACUGUGAGAAAGUCUUCACAUGGCCUUCAAACCUCAAGAUCCACCAGAGAAUUCACACCGGCGAGAAACCGUUCAGCUGCCUCCAGUGCGGGGCAUCUUUCAACCAGUCGGGAUAUCUAAAGAUUCACAAACGCAUUCACACUGGAGAGAAACACUUCGUCUGUGACCAGUGUGGAGCGGCUUUUACCACGUCAGGUAAUCUAAAAAAGCACCUGCGUAUCCACAGUGGAGAAAAGCCCUACAGCUGUGACCAGUGUGGCACCGCCUUUUCUCGACCCGAUUACUUAAAGCUGCAUCAGCGCAUCCACACGGGGGAGAAGCCGUACAGCUGCGACCAGUGUGACGCGGUGUUCACCCGACCGACGCAUCUGCGUACCCACCAGCGCGUACACACCGGAGAGAGGCCGUACAGCUGUUAUCAGUGCAGGGCCAGGUUCAGCUCGUCGGGAGACCUCAAGAAACACAAACGAAGCCACACCGGAGAGAAGCCGUACAGAUGCGACCAGUGUGGAGCAGCGUUCACCAGAUCACACCAUUUAACCAACCACCAUUUCAGCCACACUGGAAAGAAACAGUUCUGGUGUGUGGAAUGUGGCAAAGGCUUCAUGAGCGCUUCCUAUAUCAAAAGACAUCAACAGCUGCACACUAGAAGAAAGCUCAACCAGAUUCUGAACAUUUAGAACCUUCAUCAGAACGUCAAAGCAGAGGACUGUUGGAGGAGUUGGCGCUUCGGGGUUACUCUGCACAGAUCUGAACAGCUGAAGUUAUCACCUGGAGGAUCAAAAUGCUUUUAUAUAUCUUAUUUCUGCCACAGUCACACUAAAAAAAAACCUUCAGAUUCAGUCUGACGUCCACUUCCUGAGGAAGCAACAAACUAGUUAAAGCUUAGUUCUAUUUAAUUCUGAGUGGAUUUGGAUGAACUGGAUUUCACCGAAAUGUUUCAGUGCUGACGUUGUUUUUUCUGUAAAGUAUUCUUAGGGUGCUUUCACACCUGUCCCGUUUGGAGCAGUUGUUCCGGAACAGGGAGCGUUUCCCCCUAAAGAUCGGAACGUUUGGUAUAUGUGAACACAGCAAUCGCGCUCGGAAACGGCAUAAAACAAUUGAGCCGAGAUCUCCUCGGAGAGGUGGUCUCGGCCCGAUUCCAUUCGAGACCUGAAGCGGUUCAUUUUUUUAAUUUGUAGUGAGAAGAUAAUCGACACAGCAACCGACACAACUCCAUACAUUGUGUAUGUGCGACUGCGGCGCAAGGAGAGGAGUCGGUGCAGCCUCCACCAGCUUCCUCCUAUUGGACGUGCCGAGAUGUCGUCCCAGCGCGGCACGGUGAAAUUAAAAAAUGUUCAAUUCGGGCAGGGUUUGUGCAGCGCAAACCCUGCGGCAGGCGGCCUCUCGCCCGCCGCUGAGCUCAGUGCAGAGCUGUCGCACAUAAAUGAAUGGGUAAAGCCUGAAUUAUGGUUCCGCGUUACACCAACGCAGAGCCUACGCCGUAGGGUAACAAAAAAAUAGUAGGGUUGGUGUAACGCGGAACCAUAAAUCAGCCUAAAGCCGCCGCUGCCGGUCUGCGCUUUGCACCCUCUCUGUGAAAGGGGCUUGUUGUUUAUCCCAGUGUACGGAAGAAGAGGAAACUCCUUCCGCUUUCAUUUGACCAAUCAGAGAGCAGCUGGUUUGCGCAUGGCAUUUGUUAACAGCUUUGAACCGGUACAGACGUUUGCCUUGUGAACACAAACCCCACGAACGAGAAACGAAACAACUGUAUCGAUCGGAACAAAACAAACGGGCCACAGGUGUGAAAGCCCCCUUAGUUAGUUUUGUUGUGAGUUGUUGCUGUUUUAAGACUUAAUGAAUCUGUCCAGACGUGAGACUGUAAACAGGAGUUGCUCCAGACAGUUCUGCACCCUGUGGACUCCACCAACAGAAACCACCAGUUACAGCUACGACUAGGUCCUCCUGUGGGACUACACACCUCUCCUUCUGUCAAGACUUCAACAAUAAUGGAAUGUUUUAAUGGUUUUCCUUAACAAUUCUUUCGGCAAGGGUUUGAAACCCGGAUAAAGUUAUGUUCAGGUCUUGUUCUUGAGAAGUUCAUGGAGCUGCUCUGCAUCAGCAAAGGGAAACAAGUCUGUCUGGAGGUAGAAACUAGAGCCCUGACUGUUUUUUUUCAUCCCGCUCCUGCUGCAUUUCUGAUCAUUACCGCCCGCACCCGCAACGUGUGUGUUCCACUCCCGCCCGCACCCGCAAAACUCUGAGAAUUCGUGCCCGCACAAUAAUAGAGAUGCAUUGAUUUUGUGUCUUCUCCCGUCCCGCAAGAGAAAUAUCCAGACAAAUGUAUCUGAUUUAAUGUUAACAUGAUCAUUGUGGAGCUUGAUGGAUAAUUGACAGUUCAUAGGCACCUGACUGAAAGUUAGAUGCAUCAUUGUCAUCAUCACACAAGCUAUUUCACCUUUCGCGCACGCAUCAAUUAUGUGAUUGAGGCAUGAUAAACAUGAGAAACAUGAUAGUGAUAAUAGAUAAACCACACAACACAAUACAUUUAAACAUGACUUACUUUUUAUCAAAAACUUUGCACCAUCACACGGCACAUACGAAUGUCAAAUAUGAUAAACAACAUGAAAAACAGCUGUUUAUUAAUGUUGCAGGUAUUCUGUUUGGAAAAACUAAAAAUAAGAAUGAAAACAUUCAAUAACACCGGCAACGCCUCUUUAGAACCUAUAACCUAAUUAACAAAUGGCAACAAGAGCUGUGAGUGGUUUGAAAUUUAACACUAAUAAAUAGAUAAAAAUAAAAUAAACAAAGUUAACAAAUGAAACAAAUAAUUUAACAGAUUAAUCACUUGGCCAUAUUACUGUGCAGGAAGAGAAUGUUGCUGACCGACUGCGGUCCAAAUCCCGUGCGUCUCUCCUCCAAGAUGCUCCACAGACACUAAACGCCGGCUCUGAAGGUGCACUGGAUGCGGGGAUACUAAAAAUGAAACGCGCCAGCUUUGAGAGCGCAGGGAAGUCAUUAAAGCACGCUGUCUGGGUCUGGGUUAUCAGAGAGCCGGGAGCUGAGAUAUUCAGCCAUUUCGUCAUCGACCGGUUUUGGCGCUGAAGCAAAGGACGUGUCAUCUUCCCAGUCUGCGAAUCAGUCUGUGCUUUGGUUUUUGGCUGGUGGCUCAUCCUCUGCUGUGGCCGGGACCAGGUCAAACUGCAUCUUAUGGAUCAUUUCCUUUGCACCUUUGGAUAUAAUUUGAUAUAUAUAUAUAUAUAUAUAUAUAUAUAUAAAUAAAUAUGGAUUUAUAAAAUGGCUCAUGCAUUUUCUGUUUUUAUAAAACAUACCUUUAACCACGUUGUUAAUCUGGGGGCAACAUCCGUAGAAGUCGCAUUUUAGAAGUCAGGAGUGUUGCAAUCCUGUACAUCAGGGGUGUCAAAUGUGCGGCCCGAGAGAGAUUUUCAUGCGGCCCGCGAGAACUUUCCAACGCAAAAAAAACGAAAUGUUAAUUUACUAAAAAGGAAGGCAUAAAUAAUUGCCAUGAAUCGCAGCAUAUCCGAUAAUAUAUUUUUUCUACAAAUCCAUCGUUAUUCCACA